Molecule: messenger RNA, 1801 nt
Organism: Sinocyclocheilus grahami
Lineage: Eukaryota; Metazoa; Chordata; Actinopteri; Cypriniformes; Cyprinidae
Gene: hoxc12a
Product: homeobox C12a
Exons: 2
Coding region: 100-924 (274 amino acids)
Biological process (GO): regulation of DNA-templated transcription
Molecular function (GO): DNA-binding transcription factor activity, RNA polymerase II-specific; sequence-specific double-stranded DNA binding
Source: RefSeq, a predicted model, not a curated record
CACGUGACGUGGAGAUGACCAAUCAGGUGCACCUCCAGGUUUAACUACGUUAAAUGUCAGAUUGCAAUAAACUAGAAGCUGUUGGUCUGGCCCGCGGAAAUGGGCGAGCAUAAUCUUCUUAAUCCUGGGUUUGUGGGACCUUUGGUAAACAUCCACACUGGAGAUAGGUUUUACUUCCCGAAUUUUAGAGCCUCAGGGGGACAGCUGGCGGGGCUACCGUCUCUCUCGUACCCUAGAAGGGACAAUGUUUGCUCUCUCCCGUGGAAUCCAUCGGAGUCGUGCAAUGGAUAUCCUCAGUCUUACUUUAGCAGUCCCGUAUCCAUUAACCCCUCUUUUAAUCGAUCUUGUGAAAUAACCCGACUGGAGGAAAGCAAGUGUUAUUAUGGCAAUUCCAGCAGCACCAGAGAGCCGUGUUCAGACAGCAACAACCUCAAACGAGAGGAGCGAGCAAGAGAUACAUCAGUAUCGUCUGAUCACGGGAUGCACAAUGGGAUGGGCAACAGUGGCACCUUCUCCAAGUAUGAUUAUGGCACCGAGCAUCUGACCCAAGACCCGCCAUCCUGUCAGUCUUUGGAGUCCGACUCCAGUUCUUCAAUGCUAAACGAAGGAGGAAAGGCUUCAGCAGGCGACCCACAAACCCUGCUAUCGCAAGGAAACCACGCAAGCAAUAUCGCCAGUGGAGGAGGUGCCCCGUGGUACCCGAUGCACACCCGGACCCGCAAGAAGCGAAAGCCCUAUUCCAAACUGCAGCUGGCCGAGCUUGAGGGAGAGUUCAUGCUGAACGAGUUCAUCACCCGGCAGCGACGUAGGGAGCUGUCUGACAGGCUCAGUCUCAGCGACCAACAGGUUAAGAUUUGGUUCCAAAAUCGGCGGAUGAAGAAAAAGAGACUGUUGCUAAGGGAGCAGGCUUUGUCCUUCUUUUAAGGAGGCACAAAAUAUACAUUGCUUAAUGGUAAUCAAACAACAGUAUUUAGUUAAUGGUAAUCUACCAUUGGCCCAUUUUCCUCUGAAAGUCUUGCCCUACGACGCAUUCAGGAAUCACGAAUAAGAAUUCAAACAUAAUAGGGGUACGCGACCAAAUGAUAGCUCCAGAAGUCUGCUGAUACUAUGUGGUCUGGUGUUUAUUUAAGAAGGUUCGUGUCCAGCAGUUUUGGGCAUGUACACGCUGAGAAUGUUUUAGUUUAAGUUUUGAAAGUAACAAGCUGUCUAAGCCAUUACUCACUUUAUUAAGUAAUGAACUGCUAGUUAGAAACUCAGACAAAUAUAAGCUGUGAGAUGGCAUUUCGGACAAGGAAAAUGUUCUCUUAUCGGUCUGAAAUGAUCAAUAAAUAUUUAUUGUCGGAGUGUUAAAACCCAUUUUUGAAAUUAUAACACUCGUGCCAUAAUCAGUGUUCUAAGCUAGAAAAAAAUAAAAUAAAAUAGACUGAAGCGCCAAACUUGGUAAUAUUGAGAAUCCUUAACUGUUCGUAAUCUCACAUCUAUGUUUUUAUUUUGCCAGUUAUAAGAAAGGGCCGUUCAAACUCAAUAUUCGGCAAUAAGAAGCUUGGGCAGCGUUAAGUCAUCAAAGUUAUCUCAGUUCCGCAGUCAUCGCCACGUGUUCUAUGGCACGUUCACGGUCACGGGCACAAAGUUAGUGACCCAACUCAUAUCUUGGGCCCUUGAGAACCAAACUGCAAUUAUAGAACAGCUUUUAUGAAUAGACUUUGAUCUAGCCUGUGAAAUGUCAUUCUGACAAAUGUUAGGAAAUUACUUGUGCAACUAGAUUUUGGCCAAAGUGUAAAUUGGUAGGCCUGCAGCUAAG